AUGGCAGACUGGAUGCAGGGAAACGGUACGCCCUCGAAACCAAUGCCCUCGCGGCCAGGCUCGAACGCUGGGAGCAAUGCCCAAUAUGCCUAUCCGUCCCAACAAGCCUUCCUUUCGACCCCCCAGAACCAACAACCCCUAAAUGGUGCUUGGACAAAUUCUCGACGACCGAACGUACCUCUCACUGCGAAUGGCGUUCCUGCAUUUCCGUCAAAUGGACCACAAUGGAACCCAAACCAGUUAUUAAACCCGCGAGCGCCCCAGCAAGCCUCCCGAGAGGACUACUCCAACCAAAAUACCAACACCAGCAACUUUACUUCUGCGACUCAGCUUGACUUUCAGUUUGAUACAACUGCAGGCGGACAACAAGAAAUAUCGCACGCGCACCCAUCUACGCCCAUGUAUUACGGAAACGGCAGCAAUACAAAUGGACAAGACCAAUUCACUUCUCUUCCAAAUGGAAAUGGUGCAAUGGGAUCUGUGGGACAAAUGCUCGAGCGUGUGCAUAAUGUUGCAGACCGGAGUAUGGUACCGCAGAAGCGAAAGAAGGUAGAUGAUCCAAGAGAAGAUGGCGGCAAAAAAGCCCAAUUUAAUGGCCAUGGAAAGAGUGGAGUGCUGGGUCAAUACGUAAACGAGAAGAGAAAAGAAGGCGCACAACAAGCGACCUCUAACGGAAAAGUUGUGGACAUUUCAAUCGACGACGACGACGACGUCCAAAUUAUGGCCGACCCGGGAGACGUGGAGGUAUGUUAUGGCCGUAUUGAAGGAGUCGAGCUCAAUGCACAUCAAGUUCCAACUUCGAAACCUGGGACCAUCUCAGUAUCCAAGGGCUUUUGGCCUCAAGUCAAAAUUCAGUUGCGCCGAACCCAGGGAGAAAGGAGCACUCAAAUAUAUGCAAGAGACGGAACACGCGAAGUUAUCGGUUGUAUCGAUGUCAACACUGCUAUUGGUUUGUGUCCUCUAUUGGAUGCCAAAUUCAAUAUUCGAACCGCCUCCCGGAUUCUCACUCGCCUCAAAAGACCGGAUGACCUACCGCCAGGGGCAAAAACCUCCCAGAGAUAUGGUCUGGACUUGAACAUUUAUGGCCCAAAGAAACAUGCCAUUCAGAUCGGUCGUCACCUUGCACAAAAGCAACUUUGGCUACGGACGCCUUUAUUUGUCGAAGCAGGAACCGAAUUAUACAACCCACAUGUUAUAGAGAAGCCUGUCCAAGUUGCACCAAGACUAACAUCAUCUUACGGCCAUCAAUCACAGGGUCCAAUGCGUACGACAGAAGAAAUUCGCAAUGAUGUUCUAGGCAUGUUUGACUCCCUGGAGCAGUCCGAAAACUUACCAGAAAUGGAACCCAACCACCGGAUUACUACAGAACUUCUUAAACAUCAAAAACAGGGCCUUUCCUUCAUGAUCUCCAAGGAAAAAGAGCGUGUGUUUUCAAACGACGAGAAGGGAAACAGCUCUCUUUGGCGACGAAACGUUGUUGGCGGCGCUACGCGUUACAUCAACGUGAUUACUGGUCAAGAAAUGCGGGAAAGCCCUCCUCAAGUUUUCGGUGGAAUUCUUGCUGAUAUGAUGGGACUUGGCAAAACUUUGAGCAUUCUAUCGCUAGUCACGCAAACACUCGACACCGAAGCCUCGCGAUGGGCUAGCAUGGACCCCCGGGCGGAGAGGGAUGACAGAGAACUUUGCGCUGCUAAAAGGGGAAAGAAAGCUUUACCAAAAAUUGAGCAGACUCCUUUGGUCCGGAAUUGCAAGACAACAUUGCUUGUGUCACCCCUGAGUACAAUCACAAAUUGGGAAGAUCAGAUCAAACAGCAUGUCAAGCCAGGUACCUUGAAGUAUUACAUUUACCAUGGAUCUGGCCGUAUUAAGGAUAUCAACAAACUUGCUGAAUUUGAUGUUGUCAUUACUACUUAUGGAUCUGUCGCCACCGAGUUCAACUAUCGGAGCAAGAAUAAACCAGGAGUUUAUCCACUUGAAGCAAUGAAUUGGUUCAGAAUUGUUCUUGACGAAGCCCAUAUGAUUCGGGAACAAUCAACACAGCAAUCUAAAGCUAUCUGCCGACUGCAGGCGUCGCGUAGAUGGGCAGUUACAGGUACCCCCGUUCAGAAUCGGUUAGAAGAUCUCGGUGCCUUGAUGGCUUUCCUCCGGGUCAAGCCAUUUGAUGAGAAGGGAGGGUUUGCGCAAUACAUCAUGGCCCCUUUUAAGUUGUGCGAUCCUGAAAUCCUGCCAAAGUUGCGAUUGUUAGUUGAUAGCAUCACCCUUCGACGCCUCAAGGAUCGCAUUGACUUGCCGCCACGCCAUGACCACCUUGUCAAGCUUGAUUUUAACUCGCAGGAACGGCAAAUUUAUGAGAUAUUUGCUAAAAAUGCCUCUGAUCGGGUUAAGGUUAUCGUUGGACAGCGGGAAAAGUCACUUGGUGGCAAGUCAUACGUUCAUAUCCUCCAGUCAAUUUUACGUCUCAGACUUAUUUGUGCCCAUGGCCGGGACCUUUUGUGUGAGGAAGAUCUCCAAGUCAUGUACGGUCUCAGCAAGGACUCGGCCAUCGAGCUUGACAGUGAUGACGAGGAUGAUCGACCUGCACUCUCCUCAAAGCAAGCCUAUGAUAUGUACAAUCUGAUGGUCGAAACGAACGCCGAUGUUUGUGCGAGUUGCAACCGAAAAGUCGGCACCAAGGAUGAGGCUCUCGAGGUAGAUGGAGAUGCAAAAGAUGAGACUAUCGGCCACAUGACACCAUGCUUUCAUAUUUUGUGUCCUUCAUGCUUUGGUGGUUAUAAAUCACAAUUGGAACAACUUGCUCGAGGUAACCAAAUGGUCGAUUGCACGGUUUGUUAUCAACAUAUUAGACUUUCUUUCUUUGCUUUGCAACCAAGAGGUGGUGUUGAGAAUGCAGGACCCAAGGUAAAAGAAAAGGGCGCAGGCAAGACGCUGGACAAUUAUAGCGGUCCACAUACUAAGACUAGCGCAUUGGUUGCGGAUCUUUUGCGCUCCAAGUACGAAUCAUCAUUGAAGCCAGAUGAGCCGCCUAUCAAAAGUGUUGUCUUCUCCGGUUGGACAGCUCAUCUUGACCUCAUUCAACUCGCCUUGCAGCAGAACGAUAUCAAGUAUACUCGUUUAGAUGGGAAAAUGACACGAACAGCUCGCGGUGCAGCUAUGGAUAACUUUCGAACGGAUCCAUCGAUCCUCGUGAUUCUGGUUUCUAUCAUGGCUGGUGGACUCGGUCUCAAUUUAACCACUGCCAACAAGGUCUAUGUCAUGGAGCCGCAGUACAAUCCCGCAGCGGAGGCGCAAGCCGUCGACCGUGUUCACCGACUUGGUCAGAAGAGAGAGGUGACGACCGUUCGGUACAUCAUGAACGACAGUUUCGAGGAGAAGAUGCUCGAAUUGCAGGAGAAGAAGAAGAAGUUGGCCAGCAUCAGCAUGGAUAAGGAGGCGGGACGGAUUGAUAAGAUGGAUGCCGCUCGCAAGAGACUAGAAGAUUUGAGGAGCUUAUUCAAGUGA
Messenger RNA from Hymenoscyphus albidus, 3498 nucleotides. Lineage: Eukaryota; Fungi; Ascomycota; Leotiomycetes; Helotiales; Helotiaceae. The record is from the annotation of a GenBank genome assembly.